This is a messenger RNA of Schizophyllum commune H4-8, 864 nucleotides long. RefSeq lists its product as uncharacterized. Gene Ontology annotation, molecular function: RNA binding; zinc ion binding. Bases 1 to 864 code for a protein of 287 amino acids. The record is from RefSeq and is a predicted model, not a curated record. NCBI's taxonomy places the organism in Eukaryota, Fungi, Basidiomycota, Agaricomycetes, Agaricales, Schizophyllaceae. The transcript is spliced from 5 exons.
AUGUCCGUCGCCGACCCCCUCGCAGGGCCUUCGCCUUUGCGCGAUAUCGUCGCGCCCCAGUUCCACCAAAACAACUUUGUCGUCGAGGACUUCAUAAAGACCAAUUUGGGUGUCAAACUCGACAAAGAUGACCAGAUCUGCCGCCUCGCUCUCACAGCGGCAGGCUGCCCCUUAGGACCUCUACACUGCAACUUACGGCAUACAAACCCUUCAAUGCAAAACUUCCAGCCCCCAAAGCAGCUUCCUACACACCCGCGUGAGCGUGAGCGACUGUCCACCGUAUGUAAGCACUGGCUUCGUGGCCUUUGCAAGAAGGGGGACGCAUGCGAGUUUCUUCAUGAAUACAACCUCCGGCGCAUGCCCGAGUGCUGGUGGUACGCAAAGUACGGCUACUGCUCGGCCGGCGAUGAGUGCCUGUACGCGCACCCUAAGGAGCGCAAGGUAGAGUGUCCAGACUACAAGCGAGGCUUCUGUAAAUUGGGUCCUUCGUGCCCUCGGAAGCACAUCCGCAGAAUAGCCUGCCAACUGUACUUGACCGGCUUCUGUCCCAUGGGACCAGACUGCCCCCGUGGCCACCCGAAGCCGGGGCUCCCGCCUCCCGAGGCGUACGAGCUGCCACCUCCACCAGCACGAGACUUAGGCCCGCCGCCGCCAGGCUAUGGGAGAUACACAGACUUCGACCGCUCGUAUCAGAACAAUCAGAACAACGCUGCCGCCGCGGCAGGAGCACCGCGAAGGAAUCUUGACGAAGUUCUGUGCUUCAAGUGUGGUGAGAAGGGUCAUUAUGCGAACCACUGUCGCAAUCGGAAUGUGCCGGGCAACCGUGGGGGUCAAGAUCGUUCGAUGAGGCGUUACGAUGAAUAG